Macrosteles quadrilineatus (aster leafhopper) is the source of this 925-nucleotide messenger RNA. Its product is annotated as peptidoglycan-recognition protein SC1a-like. Gene Ontology annotation, molecular function: zinc ion binding; N-acetylmuramoyl-L-alanine amidase activity. The transcript is spliced from 5 exons. Gene Ontology annotation, biological process: peptidoglycan catabolic process. NCBI's taxonomy places the organism in Eukaryota, Metazoa, Arthropoda, Insecta, Hemiptera, Cicadellidae. The record is from RefSeq and is a predicted model, not a curated record. Bases 99 to 788 code for a protein of 229 amino acids.
GUCUGCAACAGUUAGUUAAGUGAAUCGAUUGCUAGUACUCUAAAGCAAAUCAAAAUGUGUUUAUAUUUCUGAUUAACUCAACUGAAAUAUUCUUUGAGAUGGCGAGAGUGCUUCGUAUCAAGUACAGACCUGAUUGGGGCGCUCGUGAGGCGGCCUGGGAGGAAUCCCUCAACAGAGAACCUGCCACAAAGGUAUUUUUCCACCAUCAUGCUAACCUGUAUGGGUGGCGGAACAAUUUCUGUGACGAAGUGAUGAAGAUCAUGCAACUCACUCAGGACCGUAACAUAGAACACUACGGUCUGGCAGACUUGGCCUACCAUUUCUACAUCGCCGCGGACGGCUACGUCUACGAGGGGAGAGAACUUAAAUACAACACCCCUGAGAAACUACGUUACAACCCUAACUGUUACGGCAACAGAAUCGAUAUCUGCUACCUUGGCGACUAUCUGGAGAAGAAACCGCCUCCGGUUAUGAAAACCAUGGCAAAAAUGACCGUCGACUAUUGUAUCCAGGAAGGAAAACUAGCUAGCGAUCACGACAAAAUCAACAUACACGAGAAAGACGUGAAUCCCCUCAUUCAGACGAUUCACCACUAUAUGAGAAGGAUCAAUUUCAAACGGGGCAAAUGGAAACUGGUCAAAGACUUUGACCCCAGGAUGUAUGGAAAGGUUGGCCCUGUCAAACCGGAGUACAAAAUCAGACCCUACCACAAGGGGAAGAAAUUCGGCAGGCACACGGAUAGAAUGUAUAAACAUACUCUGCAUAGGAAGUAUGGAAAGUCGCACUAAGAUUUUAGAAUUUACUAACUAGUCGUGUUUUGUAGAAGAGAGUUCAAAACCGAAAACAAAGAUGAUUGAAGCUGGGAUCCAAGUGGCUGAUUACUGCAUCAAGAAUGGGAGACUGCACAAACUCUACACGUUUACCA